This is a messenger RNA of Electrophorus electricus (electric eel), 1200 nucleotides long. It is a transcript of the gene lipib, whose product is annotated as lipase, member Ib. Gene Ontology annotation, biological process: lipid catabolic process. Gene Ontology annotation, molecular function: glycerophospholipase activity. NCBI's taxonomy places the organism in Eukaryota, Metazoa, Chordata, Actinopteri, Gymnotiformes, Gymnotidae. The record is from RefSeq and is a predicted model, not a curated record.
AUGCCUCUCUGGCUGCUUCUGGGACUGUUGGGCCUCUUAGUACUUUGCAGAGGUCAAGACAAUGAAUGUGACAAAAUAACCAACUUGGACUUCCGGGAGACAUUUAUUGGCACCAGCCCGGAUGUGCGACUUCUCCUUUAUACCACCACACACAACUUCAGCAGGGAGCCACUGUUUAAUGUGACCCAACCCACCAACUUUGUCAUACAUGGCUACCGGCCCACUGGUGCGCCGCCCGUCUGGAUCGACCACAUCACACAUCUGCUGGUUGCCCAAGCCAACAUGAAUAUCCUAGUGGUGGAUUGGAAUCGUGGUGCCGCAAACCUCAACUACUUCACCACCGUGGCCAACACCCGGUACACUGCUACCAAUAUCACAGGCUUCAUCCAGAGGAUGAGGGAUGAGGGAGCAUCUCUUGACUCGAUCCACCUGAUAGGGGUCAGCCUUGGGGCACAUGUGGCUGGGUACAUAGGUGCUAUGCUGGGAGGGAGAGUGGGUAGGAUCACAGGUCUAGACCCAGCAGGACCAAUGUUUACUGGUGUCCCUCCAGAGGAGUGCUUGAAUCCAUCUGAUGCUCAGUUUGUAGAUGUCUUGCACACAGACAUGAACUCCUUUGGCCUCAGAGGAACUUAUGGACAUAUUGAUUUCUAUGCCAAUGGAGGACUAGACCAGCCUGGAUGCCCAAAGACCAUCUUCUCAGGGAGGUCUUACUUUGUGUGUGACCACCAGCGCUUUGGUUUCCUCUACCUAUGUGCUCUAAACCACACCUGCAGCAUCACUGCUUACAGUGACUUCCUGAGUGGACAGUGUCUACAGUGUGAGGCCUUUAAGCCAGCAUCCUGUCCUGUUCUGGUUUAUGACCUGAGCCAGUGGAGGAACACACUCUUAAAACUGAGUCAGACGAGGGUUUAUUUCUCUACCACGGCAGAACCCCCUUACAGGAAGACAAGCUACAGGGUGGGCAUAAUUACCUGGAAUCUAUACCUGCGAUGGGGCGUAGUUACCAUCUACCUGCACAGUGGGAAAAAUGUAACAGAGAGCAGGAUUGACCAUAAACUGCUGAGGUUUGAGAAGUACACUGCCACACGCUUGCUGGCGCAGUUUGAUGAGGAGCUGUAUCCCAUUCAAAAGAUCUCAUUGAGGAUUGCCACUGGGAAUGUGAUUGGACCUCGUUACAACAUUUGGCUCCUCCGCCUUUGA